Messenger RNA from Quercus robur (English oak), 651 nucleotides. RefSeq lists its product as uncharacterized. Bases 1 to 651 code for a protein of 216 amino acids. The transcript has 2 exons. NCBI's taxonomy places the organism in Eukaryota, Viridiplantae, Streptophyta, Magnoliopsida, Fagales, Fagaceae. The record is from RefSeq and is a predicted model, not a curated record.
AUGGUAGACCAGGACAGUUGUGUAGAAGUUAUGUACCCUGACCUGUACAAGGGGCUGAACUUAAAACUUGAAGAUCUAACAAUUUAUGACUCACCUUUGGUAAGUUUUGAUGGGAAAGUCGUUAUUCCAAAUGGGCAUAUUAGGAUGCCUGUUCAGGCUGGCUCAGAGGUGGUGGAAGUAGACUUCAUUGUGGUAGACGCAUACUCCCCCUACAUAGCUAUUGUGGCCAGACCAUGGCUCCAUACCCUAGGAGCUAUUUCUUCAACUCUGCAUCAGAAGGUCAGAACUCAGCUACCACCUCAAGAGAAAAAGGAGUUGGUGGAAUUCCUCAAGAAAAACAUUGACGUAAUCACUUGGAAUGCUUACGAAGCUCCAGGGGUGGAUCCGAACUUCAUCUGUUAUCAUUUGAACGUUAACCCAUCUAUCAUCCCCAAAAGGCAACCACCUCGGCGCUCAUCCAAGGAUCAUUCUGACGCUGUAAAAAACGAGGUGAUGAAACUUAAGCAGGCUGGAGCUAUCAAAGAAGUGUUCUACCUUGAAUGGUUGGCCAACAUUGUGGUUGUGAAGAAGAAAAAUGGAAAGUGGCGGGUAUGUGUAAACUUCACGAAUUUGAACAAAGCAUACCCAAAAGACCCUUUCCCCAUGCCUUAG